AACCAGUACUUUUUAAGAUUGGCACUUACUGAACUGUUAUUAACAUCAAUAAUUUGUGUUUCUUUUUUUUUCUCUGGGCAGCUGUCUCCUGGUUCAGAUGAAGAAGAUGGUCAUGACACAUCAGGGCGAGAGACUCUUGGGCGCAUUCAGUUCAGUGUGGGCUACAACUUCCAGGAGUCCACUCUCACUGUUAAAAUCAUGAAAGCUCAGGAGUUGCCAGCUAAGGACUUCAGUGGGACCAGUGAUCCAUUUGUGAAGAUAUAUCUGCUACCUGACAAGAAGCACAAGCUGGAGACCAAGGUGAAGAGGAAAAACCUCAACCCACAUUGGAACGAGACCUUCCUCUUCGAGGGAUUUCCAUAUGAAAAAGUGGUACAAAGAGUCCUGUAUCUACAAGUUUUGGAUUAUGAUCGAUUCAGCCGCAAUGAUCCUAUUGGAGAAGUAUCAAUCCCUCUGAACAAGAUAGACUUAACACAGAUGCAGACCUUCUGGAAGGAGCUGAAACCGUGCAGUGAUGGCAGUGGGAGCCGUGGUGAAUUGCUGCUGUCCCUUUGCUACAAUCCCUCAGCGAAUUCUAUCAUUGUCAACAUCAUCAAGGCGCGGAAUCUAAAAGCCAUGGACAUCGGGGGAACAUCAGAUCCUUAUGUGAAAGUUUGGCUUAUGUACAAGGACAAGAGAGUUGAGAAGAAAAAGACAGUGGUUAUGAAGAGGUGUCUAAAUCCCAUCUUUAAUGAGUCCUUCAUCUUUGAUAUUCCCACCGAAAAACUCAGAGAGACCACCAUAAUCAUAACUGUCAUGGACAAAGACAAGCUUAGUCGUAACGAUGUCAUUGGCAAGAUCUACCUAUCUUGGAAGAGUGGUCCUGGAGAGGUGAAACACUGGAAAGAUAUGAUUUCCCAUCCAAGAACAGCUGUAGCACAAUGGCACCAACUCAAGGCCUGA
Staurois parvus is the source of this 942-nucleotide messenger RNA. Lineage: Eukaryota; Metazoa; Chordata; Amphibia; Anura; Ranidae. The record is from the annotation of a GenBank genome assembly.